Molecule: messenger RNA, 414 nt
Organism: Penicillium digitatum Pd1
Lineage: Eukaryota; Fungi; Ascomycota; Eurotiomycetes; Eurotiales; Aspergillaceae
Product: Major facilitator superfamily domain, general substrate transporter
Biological process (GO): transmembrane transport
Cellular component (GO): membrane
Molecular function (GO): transmembrane transporter activity
Source: RefSeq, a predicted model, not a curated record
AUGCUUGUCCGGAUUCGGGCUGACCCUCUUGAAGGUUCAUGGUACACAGGUCCCGAACUAUUCAAACGAGCCGGAACAUGGUUCAUCUGCAACCCGCUCGGUACGAUGGUUAGUGGAUACCUUCAGGCAGCUGCUUAUACCAACCUUUCUGGUGUCGGUGGUAUGCCAGGGUGGAGGUGGCUGUUCAUUAUCGAUGGAAUCUUUACCAUCCCCGUGGCCUUGAUCGGCUUCUUUAUUUUCCCCGGUAUUCCUGGAUCACCCAGACCAUUCUACAUGACAGAUCGUGACGUUGUGUUGGCCAAGGAGAGAACUGUCAGGGCAAAGAUUCGCCAGCCUGGCAAGAUGAGUCUUGACGUCUUCAAGAGGACUUUGAAGAGAUGGCACAUCUGGGUCUUUAUCUCUUGCUACGCGUAA